AUGGGAGAGAUCAUGGUGGAGUGCAAAGACGAGAAGUUGAAAGACAGUGUUUUUGAGCAAGUCAUAGAGGUCGAAGGGAAGACAAAGAACGCAAUAGAAAUUAAGCCCAGACUCUUUGCGGAACAACUCUUUGUGUUUGAUAAGUGGAUCAUGAAAGGAUUGACAGUUGGAGACGUGUUAGACCAAAGCGACAAUUUUAAGAUCUACUCGAAGAGAAUCAGUUGUAUUGAAUAUAUCACACAGGCUUUUCUGAUUGGGUCAGAAAAGAAAAGAAAAACGUUUGAGUUCUUUGUGGAUGUCAGCGAAGAGUGUGUGUUGUGUGGGGAGUACAACAACGCGUUUUUACUGUUCACGUCGAUCAACUCACUGAUCUUGAAGUUCGCAGAGGAGUGGCAAAACAUCGGUAAAACACAGGCGGAGAAGUUCAAACGCCUUCAAAUGAUAUUUGGAAUUUCACAAACGAAGUUCUAUAAUAAACACUUCUCUGAAUAUACAGGAACAAAGGUGCCAAUUAUUGCAAAUGUCAUUGCAAUUGUUGAACGAAGUAAAGAAACUAAACUAUCUGAAUUGAGCGGAGAAGAACUUAACAAAGCUUUUGCGUUGAAGCUUCGAACAGUUGGUGCUGUAAUUGAACCACUCUAUCACUGUCUUAACUCGGAAACUCCUUUUACUCCUUUGGCAGACUUGCAAAAGUUUUUUUGGAGGUGUGUUAACUCUAAUUGA
Entamoeba invadens IP1 is the source of this 723-nucleotide messenger RNA. RefSeq lists its product as hypothetical. The coding region runs from base 1 to 723 and encodes 240 amino acids. The transcript is spliced from 2 exons. Gene Ontology annotation, biological process: small GTPase-mediated signal transduction. Gene Ontology annotation, molecular function: guanyl-nucleotide exchange factor activity. NCBI's taxonomy places the organism in Eukaryota, Evosea, Mastigamoebida, Endamoebidae. The record is from RefSeq and is a predicted model, not a curated record.